Molecule: messenger RNA, 2706 nt
Organism: Hyaena hyaena (striped hyena)
Lineage: Eukaryota; Metazoa; Chordata; Mammalia; Carnivora; Hyaenidae
Gene: FCHSD2
Product: FCH and double SH3 domains 2
Exons: 11
Biological process (GO): neuromuscular synaptic transmission; regulation of actin filament polymerization
Cellular component (GO): neuromuscular junction; recycling endosome
Molecular function (GO): protein binding
Source: RefSeq, a predicted model, not a curated record
GUCGUACGGGACUAUAAUCUUCAGCUGUUUUUACAAGAGAACGCUGUAUUUCACAAACCUCAGCCCUUCCAGUUCCAGCCCUGUGACAGUGAUACUAGCCGACAAUUAGAAUCAGAAACUGGAACCACAGAGGAGCACAGUCUAAACAAGGAGGCUCGAAAAUGGGCUACACGUGUGGCACGUGAGCACAAAAACAUUGUUCACCAACAACGGGUACUAGAUGAUCUGGAAUGUCAUGGAGUUGCAGUAUCAGAACAAAGCCGAGCAGAGUUGGAACAGAAAGUAGAUGAAGCUAGAGAAAAUAUUCGUAAAGCAGAGAUAAUUAAGUUGAAAGCUGAAGCCCGGCUGGACCUGCUAAAACAGAUUGGUGUUUCUGUGGACACAUGGCUAAAGAGUGCAAUGAAUCAAGUAAUGGAAGAACUGGAAAAUGAACGCUGGGCUCGCCUUCCCGCAGUGACCAAUAAUGGCACUUUACACUCGCUUAAUGCAGACCCUGAAAGAGAAGAAGGAGAAGAGUUUGAAGACAACAUGGAUGUUUUUGAUGACAGCAGUUCCAGCCCUUCUGGCACCUUACGAAAUUAUCCACUCACCUGCAAGGUUGUUUAUUCCUACAAGGCUUCUCAACCAGAUGAGUUGACCAUUGAGGAACAUGAGGUGUUAGAAGUGAUUGAAGAUGGAGAUAUGGAAGACUGGGUAAAGGCUCGAAAUAAAGUUGGCCAAGUGGGUUAUGUGCCAGAAAAGUACCUACAGUUUCCCACCUCGAACAGUCUCCUGAGCAUGCUGCAGUCCUUGGCUGCUUUGGACAGUCGGUCACACACAUCCAGCAAUUCCACGGAGGCCGAGCUCGUUUCAGGCAGCCUCAACGGAGAUGCCAGUGUCUGUUUCGUGAAAGCACUUUAUGACUAUGAGGGCCAAACAGAUGAUGAGUUAUCCUUUCCUGAGGGAGCAAUCAUCCGAAUCCUGAACAAAGAAAACCAGGAUGACGAUGGCUUCUGGGAAGGGGAAUUCAAUGGGCGGAUUGGAGUUUUCCCAUCGGUGCUAGUGGAAGAACUUUCAGCCUCAGAAAACGGUGACACUCCAUGGAUGAGAGAGAUUCAGAUCUCUCCUUCCCUCAAGCCACCAGACUCGCUGCCUCCACUGCCGCUGUAUGACCAGCCUCCCAGCAGCCCUUACCCCAGCCCUGAUAAGAGGAGCUCCCAGUACUUCCCUCGCUCUCCCUCAGCAAAUGAAAACAACUUCCAUAGCGAAUCGCCAGGAUGCUCACAGGCUCCAAGGCCUACUCCUGAGACCUCAUAUGGCAAACUGCGACCCGUCCGGGCAGCUCCCCCUCCACCUACACAGAACCACCGAAGGCCAGCAGAGAAGAUUGAGGAUGUGGAAAUCACACUGGUGUGAUGUUGGGUUUGCCCAUCCAUUACUGCUACAAUCAAGGCCAGGCUUGGCAUUUGGCCAGUCUUGUUUUUUAGGCACCUUUGCAUGAUGAUGACUCUUGAACAGAGCAAAAACAAGGAGGAUUAUGUGACUGGGUGGCCUGGUGGACUCCUCCCAUGUUUUGAAUAUUUUGUGCCUUUUUUUGUUGUCAUUUUCUAUGUCAUCUCUCCUACCAUAGCACAAAUCCUAGCAGGCCCUAGAAGCAGAGGAGGACAGCCCUCAUGCCUAACAGUGGCCCAUUUUUAUAUGAGACUCAAGACCAGGCCUUACUCAGGGCACAGUCACAGAGAAACUGAUCAUGUGCACUCGUACAGUAUAUUACUGUGGCCACAAGGAUGUGGCAGAGAUCCUCAUCUUUCUUCAAGUGGCUUUUGCUCGUCUGAUUGAGUUUAAUCAAAUCAUGUUGGCUACGUAAGGAAUUAGAAGGAGGGAUUUCAGGAGGCUGGCUCCUCCCCGCAGUUAGUCCCCAGACCAAGAAAGUAACCUUACUGAACAAAAGUGGACUGCCCUGAGUUUAUCGCCAAUUGCAUUAAUGCACAUCUCUUCCACAACUAACAGAUUUAAAACAGUAACAGUGUCCUUUGUAUUAAUAUUUAUGCCAUUCAUUUAGUAUUAGUGGAGCUAAUAAAGAGGAGCUGAACUAAUAGCCAAAUCUUGUCCAUCACAUAGACUAAUAGAAAGGAGGCUGUGGCUGAAGCAGAAAUGGAGCUUCCAGAUCUGAAAUGAGCUGAUUUAAUGUUCUUUUUGUAUUUGGGUAUUUUUCAUCUUAAUUUUUGCAGCAUAUAUUCUUCUGACCAAUACCUUUAGAAUCUAAAUGUCGAGAUAAAUUGGGGACACAUACUUGCCUUGUAGAGCUUCUCUACUGGGGAGGCCCCUCGUGUUGUUUUUUUCCCAAGCCAGUGCAUGAGCCCAGACCGCCAGCUUGUGGCUGCUCCAGAUCAACGGCCACCCACCCCGCCCAUGAAAGUGCAGCUUCCCAGGUCCACUGACCUGACAUUUCCUUAAGAGGAAGAACCUGGGGCUCAUGGAGGAAACCAGCUUCCCAUGAAAAAGCACUAAAGGAUUGCACACCCCUGCACAAGUACAAACUGAUAAAGAAAAGACAAGUUCUCCAUGUCACAAGGAGAGCCCAGAGUAGCUUUCUCCACAGGCUAGCAAGCUCAUGGUGGCAGGUGGCCCAGGGUAGGGCUCUGUCAGCUCUCCACCUCCUGUGGAAGAUGGGGGGUGCCGAACCUAGGGACGAAGGGAUUUUUCCAGUUGCUUUUUUUUUUUUUU